Molecule: messenger RNA, 1573 nt
Organism: Sphaerodactylus townsendi
Lineage: Eukaryota; Metazoa; Chordata; Lepidosauria; Squamata; Sphaerodactylidae
Gene: CYTL1
Product: cytokine like 1
Exons: 4
Coding region: 78-479 (133 amino acids)
Biological process (GO): positive regulation of transcription by RNA polymerase II
Source: RefSeq, a predicted model, not a curated record
AGCAUGAGGUGGAGUCCAGCAAGCAUUUCCCCUCGACUGACCACCUUGAGACGUUGUUUGCUGCCCCUUUCGCCAGCAUGAGGACACUGCCGGCGCUGGCUGUGCUGUUUGGCGGCUUCCUGCUUGUGAGUUCAGCUCCCCCAACGUGCUACUCGAGGGUCUUGUCACUUGGUAAAGAAAUCACGGAAAGUUACGUGAAUCUACAGAAAUCCGAAACUGCGGAUCCGUGUGUGAAGACCCUACCAAGACUGUAUCUGGAUAUACACAAUUACUGUGUGUUGGCAAAGCUGAGAGAGUUUGUAGCGUAUCCCCGAUGCCGGCAAGUGCCCCAAGUUGGGGCUCUGAAGGAGAAAGCCCGGAGCCUAUACACCAUCAUGACCUCCUUCUGCAGAAGGGACCUGGUCUUUCUUAGUGAAGACUGCAACGCCCUGGAAAUUCCUGUGCUUUCACCUACCCGUCAUUCAGCCAUUCAGAAGUAGGAUUCCGGCACCCCCCUGAAAAGAGACCAAUUGCUCCAGAACACUGUUGAAUAAAAGGAGAACAGUUUGGGCUUCCGUUUCUCAGGCUGCUGGGAAAUAAAAUGUGUGCCUUGCAUACCUGCUAAGCUGUUCUUUAUAUGGCAUUUCAAACAUCGUAGCUAGAAGUUUAGCUAGAAGUCAAGUGUACUAGUAGAAGAGAAGAGUUGGUACACUUGAAAUUACUAUGUGUAUAUCAAACAAAAUAGAUAUUGUGAAGUCUAGAGGCUGUUCAGUAACAAUAGAACGAAGCAUUGGACAGUGGCAGUGAAAAGAUCACUUUGUGUCUCUUUACCUGAAUAAUGAAGGGGAGCUAUGCAAGAGAGUGACAGAUCCAUUCAUCCCAAUGGGAUUAGCAAAGGAACUCUUUCCAGUGCACUGGACUCAAUGUGCUGAGGAAUUGCGGGGGGGGGGGGGAUCAAGGCAUGUCACAGCUCACCCUGUAUGCCCACGGAAAAGUUCUGUGGAAAAAGAAAUGGGGAAAACCAUUCCAUUUGGGGGAGGGGUCCUUGCUGGCUGCCUGUCAUCUGAAAGGGCUUGUCUGGGUUUUGGCUUCAACUGCAAGGGGUCAUCUUUGCAGAAUUCAUCCUCUGCGGAGGCAUCACCGCAACCAUACGCAAAACCAUGGCAAGAAUAAGAUGGUUACUUAAAAAUAAAAUCCCAGUAUUUUCCAUUGCCAAUUGCUUUGAAGACAACUAAGAAAUGUUCAGGGUGCAGAGUCCGGAAUCAACCUCUGCCAUAACCUUCUCCUUGAAAAUCUUGUCUAGGCUAUACCUAGGGAGAGUUUCCAUGACGCAGGCACCCGCAUAUAGAAAGCUCGCUCAUUUGGAAGCACAGGGUGUAGCCAGGGUGACCAUUUAGUCUUCUAUAUCUGAAGGUAUUCUUUUUUGCAUAAAGAUGUCAGCUUCCACCUGUGGUCUGAAGUGAUCUGAAGUGACCCAGAAACAGGUUGGCAAUUGCAGGGAGGGUUUAGACUGCAUGUUCCUCCAUAACCAAAGGCAGUACCUAGUUCUGUUUUCUCCUGUUGUAAAGUUAAUAAACGUAUCACAGAUCACAAA